Leucoraja erinaceus (little skate) is the source of this 2195-nucleotide messenger RNA. Its product is annotated as actin-like. The record is from RefSeq and is a predicted model, not a curated record. NCBI's taxonomy places the organism in Eukaryota, Metazoa, Chordata, Chondrichthyes, Rajiformes, Rajidae. The coding region runs from base 330 to 1565 and encodes 411 amino acids. The transcript has a single exon.
AGAGCGUCGCCUGUACGUCCAUUCCCUCCGCAGAUGCAGCAUGAUCCGUUGAGUUCCUCCAGCACUUUUGUGUUUUGCUUUCCCAACAUCUGCAUUCUCUUGUGUCUUCCUGAAAAUUUAACUUGCAGCUUUAUAAAUAAUGGCAACAAAAUAUUACCAUAAGUGCCUGAGCGCAAGUUGCAUCUCGGCGCCGUCAUAAUUGCUGUGUCUGUGAUGUGCAAAUAUGCAGGUAGGAUUUAAACACAUUUCAUCCCGUGCUUUAUCAAAUUGAUAAGCAGGUUUACGUACAAGGAAGCCCCAGCCUUGUGUUUCUGUGUAGACUUUGAGAAAUGUUGCAGAAGAUUCAGCGGCCGCCGUCGGGAACCGCAGAUAAAACGAAAACAUCGCGUCCGCCCUCGUCGCCCGGCUCGGUGAGAGACGUCAAGUCACGGGAGAAACCGGACGCCGGCUCGGUGCCCAAAAUUGCAAUAAUGAAGACUGGAGCGUUGGUGGUGGACAUGGGAUCGGGCAUCUGUAAGGUGGGCUACGCCGGCGACCCCAUGCCGCGGUCAGUGGUUGGGUCGGUGGUUGGGUACCCGAGAGGGAAGAGCAAACGAAACAACAUCACCGUGGGCAAGACGGUCUCAACCGAGCCAGAUCUCCAAUUGGUCCAACCAACCCGGCAAGGAAUCAUCGUGGACUGGACGGCGGCGGAAGAUCUCCUCCGGCACGUGUUUUAUGAGGAUCUGAAGGUUUGUCCAGAGGAGCACGCCAUCCUGAUAUCCGACCCACCUCUAAGUCCUACCACGAACAGGGAGAAGAUAGCAGAACUUCUCUUUGAGCGUUUCAAUGUCCCAGCCAUGCACGUCUCUUACCAGUCGGUGUUGGCGGUGUAUUCCUACGGGAAGACCUCGGGGCUCGUUGUGGACUCUGGAGACGGCGUGACACACGCUGUACCCGUUCACGACGGGUACAACAUGCCAGAUGCGAUCAGUCGGAUCGAUCUGGGCGGCUACGAUCUCACCACUUACCUGAUAAAGUUGCUGGGGGAGGCGGGCAACGCGUUUCAUGAGAAGGGCAGAUACAUUGUGGAGGACAUCAAGCAAAAAUGUUGCUAUGUGGCUGUUGACCAGGAAAAGGAGACACACUUGGCUGACCAAGAGUACCUUGUGGACUAUGAGCUCCCUGACGGCCACGUCAUUACUAUAGGCAAGGAGAGGAUGAAAUGUCCAGAGGCUCUCUUCAAUCCAUCAGUCAUGGGAUCAAACCAAGAAGGAAUUCACCUCAUGACCAUCAAUAGCUUGAAAAAAGUCCAGCCCCAGGUUCAGCAGUUGAUGUACGACAAUGUUCUGUUGAGUGGAGGCUCAACCAUGUUUGAAGGGUUUUAUUCUCGGUUUUGUAGGGAGAUUUUUGCUUUGGUUGCCAAAGACACCAAAACCAACAUCCAUGCUGUCCCAGAGAGGAAGUAUGCCGUGUGGAUUGGUGGCUCCAUUUUAGCCUCUCUCCAUGCUUUCCAAUCUCUGUGGGUUCGCCAGGAAGAUUAUCAAGAGCGGGGUCCAUACAUUGUGCAUCGCAGGUGCUACUGACAUUGGUAUGCUCUGCUGUUGUGAGGUGAGAUUUGAGAGAAGGUGACUGGCUCAUUCACGGAAAAAGUACAAAACUGCAGUUAGAUACAAAAUGUCAGGAAAGGCAAUAAAUAGUAUUACAAUUGUUUUCAUGGCGUUUUUAUUUUCAUCCACUCAAUGAGGUACUUUUUUUCAAUGGAAAGAUACAGUGCAUUUUAAAGUUCUCAGCAUCAGUUCCAGAGACAAAUGUCCAAUGUCCUCAAAGGGGAAGAGGUAAAUCAAACUUAUCUUCCAUAAGAUCAGGCCAUAUUAGGCCACUUGGAAGCCUAAUAGAAGGGGCAGAAACUGAUCCUGAGCCUGGCAGAGUUGUCGUUCAUGCUUAUGUAUCUUCAAUUGGGAUUGAAAGAUACAUAACACAAUACCAUACAUACAUACAUACAUACAUACAUACAUACAUACAUACAUACAUACAUACACAAAGACUCCCACGUGUCAGAUGUGGAUUAACCCCCAAAGGGCCACUCCCAAUCUACUUUCCCCAAUUCCUGCCUAAUACUGUUGCAGGCAUCCUUCACCCAAUUUAGCACUUUCAUCUGAGGACCAGUCUUACCCUUCUGCAUAACUAUCUUAAAACUUACAGAAUUGUUUUGA